Galendromus occidentalis (western predatory mite) is the source of this 6670-nucleotide messenger RNA. RefSeq names its product pecanex-like protein 1. Gene Ontology annotation, biological process: endoplasmic reticulum organization. The transcript has 24 exons. Gene Ontology annotation, cellular component: endoplasmic reticulum; membrane. The record is from RefSeq and is a predicted model, not a curated record. NCBI's taxonomy places the organism in Eukaryota, Metazoa, Arthropoda, Arachnida, Mesostigmata, Phytoseiidae.
AUGGGGUCCCAAUUUCUGGAAAUAGUGCGCCAAGGAGUGUGGGCGUCACUCACCGGAGGUUGGUUCUUCGAUCCCCGCCAAGGUCAUGCAGCCAAUAUUCUACACCUUUACCUGUGGUUACUCCUGCUCGCUCUACCGUUCUGCCUUUACAUGUUUGCUGACACUAUCCGGAUCAUGUGGACAAUUUAUAUCACAUUGGUGACGAUUCUUUUCACAUCGCUGAAAAUCUUGAAUAUACGCUUGCAUCGUUUAUUCGAUACCGGGGAAGCUGUACAAGAACCGGAGGAACCUAGCAAUGGGUGAGUCUUUGAGCCUGGGGCUGUAACCACCCGAGUCGAGCUUCAAUUGCUUCCUCCGAGACCUGACGGAGAAACCCCUCCCGUUCAGUGUAGUUCUCGCAACUCUUUGUCCUUAGCCAAUAGAAUGGACUCUAUCGAGUUCAUUUCGCACAGAGACACCAACAGUGUCGAUCUAGCCGUUCAACUUGCUCGACGGAACUCCGGAGCCUCGUCGGUUGGUUCGAGACGAUCUAUCGGUGCUAAUCGUGGCGUCGGAGGAACGCAGAGCGUAAGGUCGACUCUGAGUCCUGAAAGUCAACGGAAAGUCCAACAACAAGAAACCGCUAGCACGUCUGGCGUGACGGCAAGCUUGACCGAUGAACCGAGUCACGGUACACAUAGCGGAGAUACGGCCUUAUCGUCGUCGACCAGUCUUCAACAACCCCCCGCCAGUGUCAAUUGCCCAGUAGGUCAAUUCAGUAGCUUCAUCCAGACGACCUCGGCGGAUCCGCUCAUGAAGAUGACGGGCAGCGUAGAACUCGGCUUCAUGUCGCAAGAUCCCAGCGUUGCGAGAAAAACAUUGGAUCGCAUGGCCCGAACCCAGACGGCGGGCACCUCGCCCCGGAAACUCUGCGAGGACCGUCAGCCCGUGCGCCGAGCCCACUCGGAGAUGGAGACCUCGAGUCAGAAAGACGGCGACAAGAAAAUAUCGUCGGGGAUCCCGCCAUCCCAUCCCGUCUCUCUCGAGGCUAUUUCCUCCCAACCGCCACCACCGGGAGCGAUUCCUCGGAGAUCGAUGGACCACAUUCGGAGAGGUCUAUCCGAGGUCACCAUUCAGGAGGAUGAUGCCGCCGGAGCGAUGGCCGCCUCUUCGCACUCCGAUAUCGUCACUUUUCCGCCCGGCGAGGAGGGCGGGGAUCAGCCGAGGAAGAAGAGGCAGCGACGGAGAAAAAAAUGCUCAACCGACAGCGGCACUGAAGAAACCACAACCACCGAUGAGAGUUCGACGGACACGCAUUCCGAACGGAGCAGUACAAAUUUUUCGGUUAUCUUCAACCCAACGGAGAGUCAUGAUCAGAAGGAAGGAGCCUCCGGAGCGAUUCCGAAGAGCAGUUCGUCACGGAGCAGUCGAAGAGGCGAUGAUACGACUCCAGCUGCAACUACGUCGGGCGACGAUAAACACGCCAAGGAUCAACAGGGAAGUUUCGAAUGGUCCUUCCCCCCAAACGAAGAAGACGCACAAAGCUCCAGCUCGGUGAGCUCCCCCGAUGAGACUACACCGUCCCUGAAGCCGAGCGAAUCAUCCCGCCAUUCGUCGCAAAGCACCAGAGAGCCCGCAGGGAUGACUGCUCUGCAGCGCGGUCAAAUCUUGCGGUUGUGGGAGAUUCUCAACAAGAAAGACGACGACGUCUCGUCGAGAGAUGUGCGGAAACUCAAGGAAGCCCUCCGCGUUUUCGGCACGUUCGAUAGUUACGAAGAAAACGAAUCGUCUGGGAGCAGAGCUUCACCUGCGAGCGGUUCUUCGAGGAAGGAGUCCGGCAAGGAUCCGGAAAGCAGGAAAUCAUCAGGUGCUGGAACCGAGACCACUAGGAGCGAACCCGAUGCAUCGACAUCGUUCGCUCCGGAUGUCGUGGCCUGCGCAACAGCUGCAUUGAACGCCAAAACAAAUGAUACAGCGGUUGCGAGCUCAUCGACAGCAACGACUUCGGCGGUGGCGUCAGCUGCACCGGCGGUUGCUGCCGCAGCGGCCGCAUCUUCCGCUGUAACAGAAGCCGAAGAUGAUUUCUCCCCUCCGUCGUACCUUCUAGCCUCGAUGUUGGCCACUCCAGGCACUCAUUUGGCUCGGAGUCAUGACGAUACCUCACCGGGGGCAGUCCACUGUUUCCGUGACGAAGAAACAAAUUGGUUAGCUUACACGUUCAACGAAGGGGGUGGAACGUCGUCUCCGGUCACCUACGUUGCGUACCUCAAUUCAAGGCAGGGUAUGCAAACGAGAAGACCGAGGCUCAAAGCGACGGACAGGGUCGCUGGUGAAUCGGAGCACGGUCCGUGGGAUGCCGUGUCCCAGGCGUCAUCAUCUUCAGGAGCGACCCUGAUGGUCGCGGGUCCUUCGUCGGAACGACAAACUCAGGCAGACGCUACGGAGUCCGUUCGGCAAGUGAUUUUCCCGCGACUCGCGUCUACCCGCGAAAGCCGUCAUCACCAACACACUAACUGCGAAUACAACCUCACCCUACAUUCGCAAUUACAACGUCCCAGUGCCAGCCGCUUCCUCUUCGGCGACAUAGGGCCCAUGGAGAUUGAAAUUGGGGCACCGUCGUCGCUUUCCCAUCCCUACGGUAGAAUCGACGCUCGUGAGGACGUACCCAGGGCACGGCAAUACUACAUGUUCAAACUCCUACCAUGGAAAACAGUGAAAGUCGCUUUCGACCGCCUCACCCUGAUGGCGGUUCUCGACCGAAACGUGACAUUGUGUGAGAACGUUUUCUCGGUGCUCUUGGCGGUUCUCGUAGCGAUUCUGGGCUCCUGGUGCUUACAGGAAGGACUGUUCGUCGACCUGAGUUCCUUCAUAUUCUGCUUCGUGAUUGCGAGCUGCCAAUACAGUUUGUUGAAAAGCGUUCAGCCCGAUGCCGCAUCUCCGACGCACGGAUACAAUCAUCUAGUUUUGUACAGUAGACCCGUUUAUUUCUGUCUGUGUUGCAUUGCGUUAUUGGUGAGCAAAGAAGUGUUGGAGUCCGACUUGAACUACCCGGAAGUCUCCGUGUACAACUGGAAAUUAUGCACGCCCGAGGGUGUGAUAAGCAUCAAGAACUUUCUCAUUGUGUUUGUGCUGUGUUUCCCGUUGAUAUUCAGCUUUGGUCUCCUGCCGCAAGUGAACACAUUCCUGACCUAUCUCUGUGAGCAAGUGGACAUGCAUUUAUUCGGUGGAACGGCCGCAACGGGCCCGAUGUCAGCUGUCUAUUGCCUGAGUCGGAGCCUAUUGGUCACGGGAAUUUUAUACGCUCUCUGCUACACUGCGCUCCUGGAGAAUCGUAACCCAGCGAACAAUAUAGCGUUCUCGAUAUUCUGCGGAGUUCUGGUCAGUUCAUCAUAUCAUCUCUCGCGGUCACAAUCAGAUCCGACGGUGCUUCUGCAGCUGGUCUGCAGCAUCCUCACCACCGGUAAAGAACAAAUCCAACAACCGCAAACCGUCGCAAAAGUCGAGGCGCCGACUCAAACCCUGAGGGACGAACAAGAAAGGCAACAGUGGAAAAUGCAGGAGUUCGUCGAUCCUCUACCACAACAAAUGAAAGAUACGGUCCUCGCUCGCCUGAAGACGGACGCGAUAUAUGUCUUUCUGAUGACAGUAUUUGUUUUCGCCAUUCAUGUUUCAACAACGUUCACCGUUCUGCAACCAUAUUUACAAAUAGCUCUUCAUUCAUUGGCAAUAUUUUGGGGUGUUGUGCUCCAUUACCUUCUGCCCCAAAUGAGGAAACAUCUUCCAUGGUUGUGCUGCUCAGUGCCAUUCCUCAAAACGCGGGAGUAUGACGUAUACGAGAGUACAGAACCCGCGCAGCUCAUGUGGUUCGAAAAAGUUCAAGUCUUGAUGUGGUUCUUCGAGAAGAACUGCCUCUACCCCCUGGUCGUUCUCAGUGCCCUGACCGUGUCUCUAGCGUCCCUGCUGGAACAGUUUGGCUUACCUCUAGCCUGUCUCGUCCUAGUCGUUUGCUCCAUGCGCUGUCUCCGAGGAGCGUUCACCGACCCUUCAAAAUACUACACCGCACUCACCUUUACGUUAUUAGUUUUCAAGUACGAUCUCAGAGAGAAAUACCGAGAGCCCUUGCUGCUCAAUUUCUUCGUGAUGCUCCUUGUCACGAACAAGGUCCACGAGCUGCUUCUGAAGUUGCGCUUCGUCAUCACCUACAUCGCUCCAUGGCAGAUAACCUGGGGCUCAGCCUUCCAUGCCUUCGCGCAGCCGUUUUCGGUCCCGCAUUCGGCGAUGCUUUUCAUUCAGGCCAUCGUGUCUUCCGCUCUAUCAGCUCCGCUGUCACCGGUUUUGGGGAGUGCAAUCUUCUUCACCAGCUAUGUACGCCCGGUGAAGUUCUGGGAGCGAGACUACAAUACGAAGAGAGUUGAUCACUCCAACACGUGCCUGUCGUCUCAGCUGGAGCGGAACCCGGGAUCCGAUGACAACAAUCUCAAUUCGAUAUUCUAUGAGCAUCUGACACGAUCUCUCCAGAGAUCUCUCUACGGUGAUCUCGCGCUGGGAAGAUGGGGAGCUGUGUCCCAGGGGGAUUGUUUCGUACUGGCGUCGGAGAAUCUCAACUGCCUCGUGCAUAUCAUCGAAUUCGGCAACGGACUCGUCACUUUCCAAUUGAGGGGCCUCGAGUUCCGAGGUACAUAUUGUCAACAACGAGAGGUUGAAGCUAUCACCGAAGAAGUCAGAGACAAUCUAGGCUGCUGCUGCUGCGAGCCAGGCCACUUGAUGGGAAUGCUCUCCGUAAAUGCCGCGUUCAACCAAAGAUGGCUCGCGUGGGAGGUCUCAGCCGCGAAAUACAUCCUGGAAGGCUAUUCGAUCUCGGACAAUUCCGCAGUCCCCUUGCUCCAACUUUUCGAAGUUCGCCGAGCAUUGAUGACUUACUAUGUGAAGUCAGUAAUUUUCUACGCCAUCACGAACAAGAAACUCGAUGACUGGCUCGAAAAUCGCAGCAUCCAAGACGCACUUUUACCCACACUGAAUAAACAAUACGCCGAACUCGAUCCCGUCUUCACACCGACCAAUGACGCCGACUUCGACAGCCGAGUCACAGGCAUCUCCCGAAACAGUUUCUGUAAAACCUAUCUGCCUUGGAUACAGUACUGUGUCGGCAGGCUCGGGAAACAUCGCACAAUGCCCAACGACAAGAACUCCAAUCUUGUUUCGCUAUGCUUCGCUCUGAGUGUUCUCGCGCGGCGGGCUCUCGGCUCGGCUUCGCAUAACACCUUGCAAAGUGUCGAUUAUCUCUUAUUCGGACUACACGCCUUAUUCAAAGGCGAUAUUCGGAUCGCCUCCGUGAGGGACGAAUGGGUGUUCCUCGACAUGGAUCUCAUAAAAAAAGUCGUCGCUCCGGCCGUGCGGAUGGCGUUCAAGCUACACCAAGAUCACUUCAUGUCGUCCGAUGAGCUCGAGAGGUCGAAGGAGUUAUUCGAUACGAUCGAGAGCUACACGAAUACUCUCGUCAUUUCCCAUGAAGCCGAUCCCGCAUGGCGCAACGCUGUGUUGAGCGGCGUACAAUCACUUCUGGCUCUGAGACACGUCGCCGAUGAGAACUCCGAUGACUAUAAAAUCAUCACGCUCAACAAACGAUUCCUCGACUUCAGGGUCAUAAAAGUGAACAGAGAAUGCGUUCGGGGGCUCUGGGCCGGGCAACAGCAGGAACUGGUCUACCUGCGGAACCGGAAUCCUGAACGAGGUUCUAUACAGAACGCAAAACAAGCGUUGAGGAACAUCAUCAACUCUUCGUGUGAUCAACCCAUCGGAUAUCCGAUCUACGUGUCCCCGCUGACGACGUCUUUCGCCGAAACGUCAGCACAACUGUGUUCGAUCAUCGGGGGUCCGCUGUCCCUCUCGGUCUUCAAGCAGUCAUUGUUCGAUUUCUGGAGGAGAUUGAAAAUUAGAUGCGGCGAAGGGUGUUCCAGCGGCGGGACGGGUCUCCAGGAUGAAGGCUGCGGUGGGGGUUAUAGCGCUCCGGCUUCUCUCAGUGGGAGCAUCGCUCGCGGCGUCGACCCCAGCAUGAUAGCUCCUCCACGACGGAGUCAUUCGAGUGGUUCGCACUUGACAAAUCCUGAUGUAGCGAAUGCUUCCGUGGGCGGACGUACCACCGCUUCGGCGUCGUCGUCCACCAUAGGUGCUAUUGGGGCGACAAGUUCGAGUCUUGGGAGGAAUAGUGCAUCGUACGUACGCACAUCCUUGGGUAACUUGACAGUCUCGUCUCUUACGAAACCCGGCUCAGCGAACGUUGCCGUCGUUUCGAUGAGACCCUUCGAGGAGACGCCGUUUGUUAUCGGUGAAAGUGCAGGAUCUCGAUCCACCGUUUUCGGUACGUGGGAUCCUCAGACGGGACAAUUGGUCGCAACAUCGUCCUCGUCGUCAGCCGCACAAGGACCAGCAGGUCAAAAUCAUCAGUCCAAUGUGAUCAGCAGCGAGAUGACAAAAUUGUAGCACAGAGCGAGGUCAGCAUCACAGCAAAACCAAUAUCAGGUAGUGACCGCUCCGAACGUCGAGAGAAUACGGAGCCCUGAACCAGAAUGGUGCUGACCUUCGACGACUUAAUCUCCUUCAGCUGUUUUGCCUUUCGGAAAUGAACGUGAAUUUCGAGAAUGUUCCGAUUGCCCUCAUGAGCAUUUCGAUGGUGUAUAAAUGUAAAGCGAGA